Prunus armeniaca (apricot) is the source of this 855-nucleotide messenger RNA. The record is from the annotation of a GenBank genome assembly. NCBI's taxonomy places the organism in Eukaryota, Viridiplantae, Streptophyta, Magnoliopsida, Rosales, Rosaceae.
AUGGCUACAAUUUUAUGUCCUCCAAAUUACGUUCUACUAAUUUCCCUCAUGGUUUGCUGUUUCGUGGCUGCCUCUGCUAGCAACUUCUACCAGGAUUUUCAGGUUACGUGGGGCGAUGGGCGCGGAAAGAUACUCAACAACGGGGAUCUUCUUACUCUCUCGCUUGACAAGGCCUCUGGCUCUGGCUUCCAGUCCAACAAUGAAUAUCUCUUUGGAAAGAUUGAUAUGCAAAUCAAGCUUGUCCCUGGUAACUCUGCUGGCACUGUCACGGCCUAUUAUUUGCGCUCAGAAGGGACUUCAUGGGAUGAGAUAGACUUUGAGUUCUUGGGGAAUCUUAGUGGUGAUCCUUAUAUUGUUCACACAAAUGUUUUCAGCCAGGGAAAAGGCAACAAAGAGCAGCAGUUCUACCUCUGGUUUGACCCCACUGCUGAUUUCCACACAUAUUCGAUUCUUUGGAAUGCCCAACAUAUUGUAGAGUUCAAGAACUCGGAGUCGAUUGGUGUUCCAUACCCAAAGAACCUUCCCAUGAGGAUAUAUUCAAGCCUCUGGAACGCUGAUGACUGGGCUACAAGAGGAGGUCUGGUCAAGACAGAUUGGACCCAAGCUCCUUUCACUGCUUCAUACAGGAAUUUCAAUGCGGACAAUGCCUGUGUAUGGUGGUCCUCUGGUUCCACUUCUUGCACUUCUUCAAAUUCAAACUCAACCAGGUCUGUUUUGCUCUCAGAAGAAUUAGACUCCACCGGCCAAGAGAGGCUUCAGUGGGUGCAAAAGAAUUACAUGGUUUACAAUUAUUGCACAGACACAAAGCGAUUUCCACAGGGCCUCCCUCCAGAAUGCACAGCCAGCAAAUCUUAG